AUGAGCUGGUUAAUUAGUAUCUGGAUAGUUAUGUUAUAUGGUCUAGAAUUGAUAUUUGGACGAAGGAUGAAUGAAUGUGCUGAUCAUGAUUGUGAAAUACAGCCAGCAACACCGGAACGGCCUAACAUUGUGAUUCUUAUGGUUGAUGAUUUAGGCUAUGGUGAUUUGCAAAGUUACGGACAUCCAAAUCAAGAGGUUGGUGAAAUUGACAAUAUGAUCCGUGAAGGUGUACGGUUUACGCAAGCUUACUCCGCUGAUAGUAUGUGCUCGCCAAGUCGAGCAGGUUUCAUGACUGGUCGUUUGCCAAUUCGACUUGGAGUAACAGGUGGGGCACGGGUAUUUUUGCCACAUGAUGUUGGCGGUUUGCCUAAAGAAGAAGAAACGAUGGCGGAAAUGUUAAAACGAUAUGGUUAUGUAACCGGUAUGAUUGGUAAAUGGCACUUGGGUAUCAAUAAGUAUAACUCUACUGAUGGUACCUUUUUGCCGUCACAACGGGGUUUCGAUUUUGUUGGUUUAAACUUACCGUGGACAAAUGUAUGGCAAUGCGAUACUACUAAGGAAUUUGUCCGUAGUCCAAAUGAAACAUUAUGUUUCUUGUAUGAUGGAGAUUUUAUCGUUCAGCAACCAAUUCGUUUUGAGCACUUAACUGAAGCUUUAGUUAAUGAUUGGAAACGAUUUCUACGAGAAAGGAUGGAAAAUGAUAUCCAGAAAAAGCCUUUUUUUUUCUAUUUCUCAUUUCCUCAUGUGCAUAGCUCACAAUUUGCUAACAAACGUUUCCGGUACAGUUCCGUAAGAGGCUUGUUUGGUGAUAAUAUUAAUGAAAUGGCUUGGGCUGUUGGACAAGUUUUGAAUAGUUUGCGAAAAGAAAAAAUUGAAAAGCAAACAUUGGUAAUAUUAAUGUCUGAUCAUGGACCACAUCAAGAGCUUUGUCUUAAUGGUGGAAGUACAGCUGGCUUAAAAGGUGGGAAGUCGAAUAGUUUUGAGGGUGGAUUCAGAAUACCGUUUGUUUCAUGGAUGCCAGGUACAGUUCGUUCUGGUAUUGCAUCACAUGAAGUUAUCUGGUCACUUGAUCUAUUUCCAACAUUUGAACAACUUGCAUCAAAAGGAAGGAAAUGGAAAAGAAGAAACGUUUUCUAUGAUGGUAUCGAAAUUUGGAAUCAACUUAAAGGUUUAUCAUCAAAUUCCAAAGGGAAUCGUGUAUCUGAUGCACCUUUAGCUCUUGGAAGGCCGAUCUUCUAUUAUUGUAAUACCCAUCUGAUGGCAAUUCGUUAUGGAAAUUACAAAGUGCAUUUUAAAACGUCGCCAAUUUUUAAAAAUAGCACUAAUGAUCCACAGGUGGAUAAGUUAUGUCCAGGUGGAAAGCCUAUUGAUGAUUGGUAUGUAUCACAACGAUGUCCGGAAGAUCAAUUGUAUGUUCAUAAUCCACCUCUUCUUUACGAUCUACUUGUUGAUCCAUAUGAAAUGUAUCCAUUGCCACAAAAUAAUCAGAAAAUACGGGGAAUUUUAAAUGAUGUAAUACGAAUACGCGAUAGACAUUUGCAAACCAUUUCACCUGUACCACAGCAAUUAGGUAAUUUUUCUACGGCUGUAUUACCAUGUUGCAAUCCACCAUCUUGCCAUUGUGAUUUCAUGCUCAACAAAAGGACGCAACGGGAUAAUGUAAUAAAUGAUAGCGAUAAUUGGGCAGCUAACGUUUUCAAUGAUAUUUCGAUCGGUGCAUUAGCGAUCUCACGAAAUGAACAAGAAAUCAGUCAUAUGUUGAAUUGCUGGCAAACAGAGUAUACCAAUAGUUCAGACAGAGUAUACCAAUAUCUUACUUUUCAUAGCGAGAUACGUCCAGUGGACGUAUUUUUUUGCUCAUUUUUUUGUGGUGUAAUCAGCUGCGGCGGAGAUGGUAUUAAUUUUGCUGGUGAAAUGUGCGGCACGAAUAUUCUAAAACCUAUAAUAUGUCCAUCAAUUUUAAAUUCAGAUCUGUCUAAUCUCGCGGAAGAGUGCCAAAAAUUGUUGCAGUAUGGAGCUGAUUACCUUCAUCUCGACGUGAUGGACGGUCAUUUCGUGCCCAAUUUGACAUUCGGACAUCCAGUCAUUGAUUGUCUGCGACGGAAUCUUGGACCGGAACCAUUUUUUGACGUUCAUAUGAUGGUCCUUAAUCCAGAAAGAUGGGUGGAACCAAUGAAAAAGGCGGGUGCAAGCCAAUUCGUAUUUCAUUUCGAAGCCAUGGAGUCGGAUAAAAGCUGCCAAAUGCUUAUUAAUAGAAUUAAACAUUCUGGCAUGAAGGUUGGUGUGGCAAUAAAGCCACACACGUCGGUAGAGAAGAUAGAAGCACUUGUUGACAUGGAUAUGGUUCUGGUAAUGACCGUUGAACCUGGAUUCGGAGGUCAAAAAUUCAUGGCAGAUAUGAUGGAGAAAGUUCGAGUUCUUCGGUCUGCACAUCCAUUCUUAAAUAUUCAAGUUGAUGGUGGUGUUGGUCUGGAUAAUGUAGAAAUUUGCGCAAAAGCUGGUGCUAACGUAAUCGUUUCAGGGACAGGAAUUCUGAAAACUCCCAAUCCAGCAACAGUCAUCGCUGAAAUGCGUGAAAAGGUUUCGGCAGCUUUGAAGCAAAAUCGAAAAGAGUAA
Messenger RNA from Cercopithifilaria johnstoni, 2616 nucleotides. The record is from the annotation of a GenBank genome assembly. NCBI's taxonomy places the organism in Eukaryota, Metazoa, Nematoda, Chromadorea, Rhabditida, Onchocercidae.